CUGCUGUCUUGAGGAGUGGCGAAGGCUCGAGGACUGCCAUGCGGUCACUCUCUCGUGCGCCACUCAGCCGGUGAGAGUCGAAGAGGAUGGAAGUCCGUUCACUGUACUGAAACAGAGACAGAAACACUACAGAGAGAGAGAGAGAUUUUGGCUAGUCUGAACGCUUGGUCCAGCAACAGUAUAUUUAAUCUCGGACUAGACCUCUGCUUGUGUCGGUGAUUUUUGUUCAACUUUUUGAUGAAAAGUUGUUUCCUAAGCCUAGGAGUACUGUGCUCUUUUCCAGAAAGAAAGACUUCCAGGAAUGGAGUCGAUACCCAAUCAACAACCAGCGGGACGAGACUCCAGCUCUUCCCCCAGCUCCAAGCAGGACGUUCAGCCCUUCUCCAGCCCCAUCUCCCUGAAGCCUAACCAAGUCAGCGAGACAGCGUUGUAUGGAGUGCACAUCGUGUCUUUGGUCAUAGAUGGCCAGGAAAGACUUUGCUUGGCGCAGAUAUCCAACACAUUGCUAAAGAACUACAGUUACAACGAAAUCCAUAACCGACGCGUUGCUCUUGGAAUCACCUGCGUCCAGUGCACGCCCGUCCAGCUCGAGAUACUGAGGCGCGCUGGCGCCAUGCCAAUCUCCUCGCGGCGCUGCGGUAUGAUCACUAAGCGGGAGGCGGAGAGGCUAUGUAAAUCAUUCCUCGGUGCUCACAACCCACCAAAGCUACCGGAAAAUUUCGCUUUUGAUGUCUCUCAUGAAUGCGCGUGGGGAAGCAGAGGUAGCUUCAUACCUGCCAGGUAUAACAGCUCGAGGGCCAAGUGCAUUAAAUGCACAUAUUGUAACAUGUAUUUUUCCCCGAAUAAAUUCAUAUUCCACUCUCAUCGCACACCCGAGUCCAAGUAUACACAGCCAGACGCAGCAAACUUCAAUUCGUGGAGGCGCCAUCUCAAACUAACAGACAAAAGCUCGUCGGAUGAUGUUGCCCACGCGUGGGAGGAUGUUAAAGCGAUGUUCAACGGGGGAAGUCGUAAGAGGACGCUACCUAUGAGUGGGUCAUCCAUGUCCUCUCCUUUGAAGUCACACUCCACCAGUAACCCAACCCAAAGAAGUUCCCCCGAGGUACCCCAUAAAACGUUGCGCUGUGACGAAGACCGAGGUAGGCCUAACAUCAGUCUGUCAAAUGGCGUCCGGAACUACCCGGUUAUCCCUGUGCCCAGUAAGAGCUUUGGGAUGCUUCAAAAGAUCCAGCCACCGCUUCCCCACCCGUAUGGAUUCCCUGCGUUUGGACUGUGUCAAAAGAAGGACGACGGAGUGGGAGAGACAAAUAAAACCAACGUUUCGGGUGUCUUUUGGCCAGGAGCAAAGGACAGUAUCUAUCCCUCUUUCCCGAUGUUUUGGCCAACAGCAGGUGGCCUGUCGAUGCCACCGUAUCAACCGGCACCACCCAAACCACCCACAGAGCUCUUAAGUGUCAGACAGAGUGACCUCGAGUUAUCGGAUCAAAGUGACCGGUGCGCAAACACACCUAAGGAUAGCUUUCAAGACAGCGAACGGUGCUCCAGCUCACAAUCCACCCGGAACGACGAGGAUAAAUCCGGGGAUGAGGCCCGGUCGACGGAAGGACUCCCCACAACUCCACGGAAGAUAAAUUACAUCUCUGCGUUCAGACCUGUGGUGAAAGACGCCGAAAGCAUUGCAAAGCUAUACGGCAACAGGGACACGUACAGCGGUGUGCGCUCUGGUUACCUAUCGCCAGAUUUCGUGAGUGAAAGUUCUAGCUAUAGAUCUAUGUCCCCGGAUGUGGAUAGCGUGGACGACCCAGACGUUGACGUGGAGUCAAACAGGGCACACGAGGAUGAAGAGUCAGUCCAACUGUCAGUGGAGGACCGUCAGAGUCCCCCGCCCCUCAACUCAGCCCAUUCCGGGCCUGAAGAUAGUGGAGAGUUAGGGACAAGUCCAGGACCACAACCGGAAGAUCCCCACUCCGGGUCCUCUGAUGACGAGAGGCAGGGUGGAAAGGUGUCAGAGCGCCAUGAUACACCGGUGUACGAAGUGUACACACAUGAAAAGGAUGGACACAUGCCUUUGAACGGUCCAUCUACGUUUGGAUCAAAACAUAGCAGCCCAUUGCAAUCGAACGGUGUACUCCAUGUUUCCGACCCACACAAACAACGUUCUCCUACAAGAGAGGACGUUCCACAGAGAGCCUAUCAGGACCAAGCAAAGGAAAGCCCACCAUGCGAUGUGGCAUUACGUCAGCAUGACGUCAGUAGGAUCCACGAAAAAGAUAUCGAAAACAUGGCUAAAGAGGAACUUCAGAAACAGCUGGUCGAACAAGUGGAGCUCAGAAAAAAGUUGGAACGCGAAUUUCAAAGUUUAAAAGAUAAUUUUCAGGACCAAAUGAAGAGGGAACUGUCCUACAGAGAAGAGAUGGUCCAACAACUUCAUAUUGUCCGAGACACUUUGUGCAGCGAGUUGGAUCAAGAAAGAAAGGCGCGUUAUGCAAUACAACAGAAGCUAAAAGAAGCUCAUGACGCCCUGCACCAUUUCUCCUGCAAGAUGCUGACCCCUCGCCACUGUACUGGAGCCUGUACUUUCAAACCCCCUCUGCUGCCUCCAUAAUAGACCACAAGACCCCCCCCCUCCCCUGACUCCAGUACAGCUCACUGCAGCCAAAAAGAGAGACACCCACCUCAAGUAGUCACAGUCUCUCCGUAACUUCUUUACCUUUGCCCUCCCUCACCAGUCAUCCAAGGAUUCACAACUUGUGUACACACUCCAGCGCUAUUUAUUUAACGCAGAAGAAGUGGCUAUGGAGGUCAGGAGAACAAGACCUUCCAUUGAAAAGAACUCUUGAAGAUACACCAACACCAAACGACUGGUCCAUUGUAUGUGUUGUAUUUAUAGACAGUUAUCAAGUUGUAAAGAGCUCUUGAUAUGGACUCACCAAGUCCCUUUGAAUCAUAAUCCAUUGCUCUUCAUAUAUCCCGUGUAUAUAUAUAAAUAUAUAUAUAUAUA
Oncorhynchus tshawytscha (Chinook salmon) is the source of this 3001-nucleotide messenger RNA. Its product is annotated as SKI family transcriptional corepressor 1 homolog-B-like. Gene Ontology annotation, molecular function: RNA polymerase II cis-regulatory region sequence-specific DNA binding; DNA-binding transcription factor activity, RNA polymerase II-specific; SMAD binding. The record is from RefSeq and is a predicted model, not a curated record. Gene Ontology annotation, biological process: negative regulation of transcription by RNA polymerase II; negative regulation of BMP signaling pathway. NCBI's taxonomy places the organism in Eukaryota, Metazoa, Chordata, Actinopteri, Salmoniformes, Salmonidae. Gene Ontology annotation, cellular component: transcription regulator complex; nucleus.